This is a messenger RNA of Fusarium graminearum PH-1, 438 nucleotides long. RefSeq lists its product as uncharacterized. Bases 1 to 438 code for a protein of 145 amino acids. NCBI's taxonomy places the organism in Eukaryota, Fungi, Ascomycota, Sordariomycetes, Hypocreales, Nectriaceae. The record is from RefSeq and is a predicted model, not a curated record. The transcript has a single exon.
AUGGAAACCGCCGCGAGUGCCAUCGCUUUCGCCGAUGCCGCCUUCAAAAUUACGAAGCUCAUAAUCGAGAUCAACCAACUAUGGGGUGAAGCCAAGACCCUCCCAGAAGAUCUCCAAGAGAUGGUAGAUGAGCUGGAUGGCCUCGCUCUUGAUUUUGAGGACCUAAAAGAGCAACUUGACCAUGACCAAGCAUUCCGUCCCGGCCUCAGACAAUCCUCUAUAAACCGCUGCUACACUGCCGCGAGGAAGGCUCAGAACAAUCUGUACACCCUUGUCAAAGAAAUGCAGAGCGAGAUAUACUCGAAGAGGGAGGGUUUCCAACGUACGAUGAGCGGUUUUAAGCUUCUCUUGAAGAAAGGCAAACUUGAUAAGUGCCGGAAGAAGCUUAAGCACACCAUUGAGUUACUUCAUAAUGCUAUAAGUAUCCGUCAUAUGUAA